This is a messenger RNA of Pogonomyrmex barbatus (red harvester ant), 3210 nucleotides long. It is a transcript of the gene Usp10, whose product is annotated as ubiquitin specific protease 10. The record is from RefSeq and is a predicted model, not a curated record. Lineage: Eukaryota; Metazoa; Arthropoda; Insecta; Hymenoptera; Formicidae. Gene Ontology annotation, molecular function: cysteine-type deubiquitinase activity. Gene Ontology annotation, biological process: protein deubiquitination; DNA damage response, signal transduction by p53 class mediator; regulation of autophagy. Gene Ontology annotation, cellular component: cytosol; nucleus.
UAACGUUCUUGUUCGCUGUUUCACACUGCAUGUGACCGCCGGGGAAUGAACACGCGCGUCUCGUAAUCCGCUCGAAGUGUUUUUUUUAUUUUAUUUUAAGUGUCCGCGAGACGAAGUACGAUCGACAGCAAUUUCAUUAUUUUCGUAUAGUCGUUGUGCUACGCGAUCGUGCGAAAUAGCGUUACGUCGCCAUUACGGAACAGUAGAAAUAUCGCGUGGCGUCGAAGAACCUGUGAUCAUCGCCGAGCACCAUCACCAGGAGCUCCAAACCCCACGACUCGUGCUAUUUUUAAUGUUUUGUACAGAUUGUGGACAAGAGGAUGGAUACUCGAAACGAGAUGACUCUUCAGUUUUUAGAUUUUCAUGGUUUAACUGACAAUGAUAAACGUCAUUUAAUGAACCUCAUUAAUAAAUCUGACAUUACUGAAACCGUGAAACUACCAUGGGACGCUAAGAAGGUAGAAAGUAAUAACAAUAAUGUUAAUUCUGUCGUAAUGACAGAAGUAUCCGAGAGAAAUACCCUUCAGCAACAUCAGUGGUAUAAUGCUAUGCCGGCACCCAGUUAUCCGCAACAAAUGAUACCGCAAAUGUGUAAUGAUUGGCAACCAAUAUACAAUGUUUCCGCGAACGGCCAAAUACCGCCGUUUAUAUCUGGAAUUACUUAUACUCAUCCUGCAUACAAUCUCGGCACCGAGAUUCAAGAUAUGAAUUAUGUUAGAGAGAACGGACGUCGUAAUAGUCGUGGCAGAGGUAUAAGGAGAGAUAAUUAUAAUCGAACACUUAAUCCCGUUAAUGAAGUACAAUCGGGAUAUAUGGGCGAUCAAGCACAAUAUCAUCAGCAGAUACCUAUCAUGUACAUAUAUCCUGAGCAUCAUUCCGUCUCUACACAACAGCAUCAAGUAGGUGGCGGACAGAUCUAUUAUACAUCGCCAAUGUAUUCAACGAACCUUCAUCCGCAUCCAAAUGCACAGUCAAUUUCAUCUGAUUCGCAAUCGAUUUAUCCUCAACCGAAUCAUCAACCGCCGCAGAUAGAUGGAUGCAUGCGACAAUCACAGCAACCUGUGCUAUCCCAACAAUCAAAUCAAGAACCGAUGAAACAACCAAUCAUUGAGUCCCAAGAUGCUCGUGCACAAAGCACGUAUGCUUCUGAUAAAUCAACGCAUCCAGUAAAGGAAGAUAAAGAUACUUUACAAAGUAAUGUCAUUAAUACUACUACUGUAAAUAAUUCCACAUCAGAGUCUUCUUUGAAAAAUGUAGAUGAAAACACUGCCAAUAAAAAGAAUAUAACUAGCAGUGAAAAAAUUGAUGCAAAAGUUCAACAGACUAUUGUAAGCGUUGUAAAUGAGAAAUGUAAUGGUAUGGAGAAAGUUGAUGUGCCACGUGUAAAUACUAACAAUGAUGUCAAGACAAACCAAAAUAGUGAGGAAAAUAAGAAAUUUAAAAAUGAAACUGUAUCUAAUAUCACAACGAUCACUACGAAAAUUUCGCCUCAAUCCAUCUCGGUCAAAACAGAGAAGAAAGAAGCGCAGAUUCAAGAAAGUUCUGCCCCAAAGGAUAUCCAAGACAAGAUUAUCAUUAAAAUGCCAAACAACUUUUCAGCCAUGCCAAAUGACUCGUCAACCAUACCAAAUACUCCCUUAUCAUCAUCACCUGUAUCUAGAACACCACCUACGACUACAUUUACCAGGUCCUAUGCUAGUCUUCUGAGGAAAGAUAGUACUGAAUCACAGCCAUAUUCAUCAUGCAAAUCCACAGCACAUGUAGAAUCACCAAAAAUGCCAAUACAAAAAGAAUCAAAUAGUCCUAUUUGCACGCCAGAAAAUCAGAACGAUUCAUCUGGCGCACUAAAUACAGUAGAUGUUUUCAAAUCUUUAAAUGGCAUAUUACAGAAUUGUUAUGAUCCCAAUACAUAUAGGAUAGGUGAAUUUUUGACGAAGUAUCAAAUGGAUAAGCAAACAGUAAGCUUAUUACCAAGAGGAUUGACAAAUCGCAGCAAUUAUUGUUAUAUCAAUAGUAUUUUACAAGCUUUACUUGCUUGUCCACCAUUCUAUAAUCUCCUCGAUGCUUUGCCACUUCCUAAAAAUCGAGGCAAAAGUUCUCCUACGCCAUUGAUUGAUAACAUGUGCAAGUUUGUUCGUGAAUUUACACCCUUGACAGAGGCCGCCCGUAUGCCCAGGAAAGAUAGAGUUCAUAAACGAGGAGAAGACACUGUUAUGGACAUAUAUAGCGGCGUUGCAUUUGAACCGUCAUAUGUAUAUACUAUGUUAAAACAUGCUUCGGCUGCUGGUGGUUUUUCUGUAGAAGGACGACAGGAAGAUGCAGAAGAAUUCUUAUCCUGUCUUUUAAAUGGACUUAAUGAUGAAAUGUUAGAGCUAAUGAAAUUAGUUAACAAUGAUCAAAAUACAACCAGUGACGCAAAAAAUAGUAUCACUUGUGAUCAGGAUGAAGAGGAAUGGCAGGUAAUGGGACCAAAAAAUAAAGGCGCCGUUACACGAUGUACAGAAUUUGGAAGAACACCAUUAUCCGAUAUCUUCCGUGGACAGUUACGAUCCAGAGUAUCAAGAGCAGGAGAACAGCCAACGGAUAAUGUACAACCAUUUUUCACACUACAGCUUGAUGUUCAAAAAGCUGAAUCUGUGAAACAUGCUCUUGAGCUUCUCGUUGGCAAGGAUCAAGUAGAAGGUUUAACCUGCAGUAAGACGAGACAACAGAUAGAAGCUUGGAAACAAGUCACAUUAGAAGAAUUACCUGUGAUUCUCAUAUUACAUCUGAAAUGGUUCGUAUACAAAUUCGACAAGUAUUGCAAUGGCUGUUCCAAGAUAUUGAAGAGUAUGGAAUUCCCCGUCGACUUGAAAAUUGAUGGCAAAUUUUUAUCACCGAAUACUGCGAAGAAAUUGAGUCCUAAACAAAAGCAGUAUAAAUUAUUUGCGGUGACGUACCACGAUGGGAAAGAGGCUACCAAAGGACAUUACUUCACCGAUGCCUUCCACGUGGGAUAUGGAUCCUGGGUCAGGUACGAUGACAGUACUGUGAAGAGUGUCCCAGAAAGCAGUGUACUCAGGCCCACAUCGCCUAGAGUACCUUAUUUAUUGUAUUAUAGAAGAUGUGACACGAUUGGUAAUAACCAAUCAAAUAAUGUAAAAAUAAAUUAAAAAAAUUUGUAUAAAAAUUUAUAUAGACAAAAAUAUAUUCCAUUUGUAAUGGAACAAA